UUCUGAACAAAUUCAACUACGUCGUUUAAUGAAACGAGAUCGUUGUUCUGAAGAUGUCGCCAGGGAUUAUAUUUCUGUUCAAAUGCCUCUCAAGGAUAAAAUAAAAUUUGCUAAUUUUGUUAUCGAUAAUUCUGGUGACCUAUCUGAGACGGAACGCCAAGUUACCAAUGUAUUAAAAAAAAUACAACCAUCAUUGUUUAGUUGGUUACUAAUUUGGCUGGGUCCUCCUUUGUUAGCUACUCUGCCUGUAAUAUAUAUUGUAGCAAAG
Dentiscutata erythropus is the source of this 268-nucleotide messenger RNA. Lineage: Eukaryota; Fungi; Glomeromycota; Glomeromycetes; Diversisporales; Gigasporaceae. The record is from the annotation of a GenBank genome assembly.